AUGAAUUUUAAACUAAAUCACCUCCGAAUGAUGAUCACAAAUGCGUCCGUUGUUGUUUUAAUAUGUACAACUUUACUGCUGAAUACUUACAAUGGUAUGGAGCAUAAAUCAUCAUAUGAAAUCUACUUAAAUGAAAUCGGACUGUUCAACAAAACGCUUUUUAAUUUCACUGAUACUAAAAACCAAACGGUAUUUGAAGGUUGGAUAGAGUAUUCAGAUAAUGUUCAACGACCUAAAGCCACGCUCGUACCACUUCAUGGACAGAAUUACCAAUCAGCCAUAUUCUUCUAUCUACUCAACUCACGAUCAAAUGGAUCGAGUUUCGCUGGCGUGAAGAGGAUAAACUACAUUUCGGUUUUGCCAAAAUAUGACGGUGCAAAAAUUGAUCUUCAUAGACAAGGUCUAAAUUCUACCUUCAAACUGAUAUUCUAUGAAAAAUGUGAGGGUACACAAAAUUGUAUAUCAUAUGAAUCAAAUUUCCAAACAUCUGGCUUACGACAGCAAAUAGAAAUACCAUUCAGCAAAUUUACACAAUACUGUCGUGGAAGACAGAUAUCUAAUACACUUCCUUCAAAUUUAAACAAAGUAUAUCAAAUCGGAAUACAAGCAUAUACAGGUAGAAAUGGGACUAAACAGCACUCUGGUGUAGGUUACAUCGAAAUAUUCACUAUUUCAAUAUAUAAAGAAGCUCGAAAGUCA
Messenger RNA from Schistosoma margrebowiei, 699 nucleotides. The record is from the annotation of a GenBank genome assembly. Lineage: Eukaryota; Metazoa; Platyhelminthes; Trematoda; Strigeidida; Schistosomatidae.